This is a messenger RNA of Phytophthora nicotianae INRA-310, 922 nucleotides long. RefSeq lists its product as hypothetical. Bases 23 to 553 code for a protein of 176 amino acids. The transcript is spliced from 4 exons. Gene Ontology annotation, molecular function: sphingosine-1-phosphate phosphatase activity; dolichyldiphosphatase activity. Gene Ontology annotation, biological process: lipid biosynthetic process; protein N-linked glycosylation. The record is from RefSeq and is a predicted model, not a curated record. Gene Ontology annotation, cellular component: endoplasmic reticulum membrane; intracellular membrane-bounded organelle. Lineage: Eukaryota; Oomycota; Peronosporomycetes; Peronosporales; Peronosporaceae.
UACUUGCGAAUCAUUUCGCAUAAUGGAGGACGCAGCUACGACCGUGCAGGAGUUCGAGCUCACGUGGGUCGUGUACGACCCGCAGGAUCCGUUCGGGGCCGUUCUGGCACUAUGUACACUGUCCCCCAUCUUCCUCGUGAUCGUGUACAUCACAGUCGUGGCCUCGCAGCGAGACUUGGACAGUAUCAGCAUGCUCGUGGGACAGCUCGUGAGCGUCGUCCUUAAUAAGGUGCUGAAGAAGCUCAUCAAUCAACCGCGACCGGAAGGCGCGUACAUGACCGGGCCGGGAAUGCCGUCGGCGCACUCCCAGUUCAUGGGCUUCUUCGCAGCCUACGUGGUGAUUUACACGUGGAAGAGGUUGAACACGCGUCGAUUUCUGGAGCAGUGGUUCACUAUCUUCAGUGCUAUUACGUCGGCAGUACUGACUUGCUACUCGCGAAUCCAUUUGAACUACCACUCGAUAGACCAAGUAGUUGUUGGUGCGGCCAUCGGAGUGCUCACUGGUGUUGUCUGGUACGCCCUGGUCGCUGCGGUAAGUUGGUUUAGACAAUGAUAUGGUGAUUGUUAUCGUACAAGGGCUGACGCUUAUGCGAUUACAUAUUGAUACAGACCUCUCCGUGGCUGUUCCCUUUGGUGGCCGAGUCGCGCCUUGCCAAGUUCUUCUACGUCCGUGACAUCUCACACAUCCCGGACCUGACAGUCUACCAACACGAAGUUUGCAACAACACUGCUGCUACUUCUCCUAAAAAGAAGUCCCAGUAGGUGUAUAAAGCACACUCCUGCGCAUGGGGAGCAUCAAAUGAGCCCUGUGCUUGCUAAAUAGAAUUGAGACUUGUUCAUUCUUACAAAUUACCUUGCCACGGUGGCGCAGCUAGUAGAUCACCUUCAAUAUCGAGCUGGAUGGCGUCCAGUUCUUGCUCCA